CGUUUCUCAGCGAAUGGUGGAGGAAAGUGCGUCGUAAAUAUUACACAAAAAUCAUACCAAACGCUUGUAACAGUUGCAAUUAUGAUAUGACGACAUCAUCAGUAUUCUAAAAAUACUAGUGUGAUAUAUGAACAGUGAAAAACAAUGGCUGAAUCGUGUGGAAAGUUUCUACAGCGUUUUCUACCAGUCUUAGGCUGUGUCCUGCUGAUAAAUUUAGUAAAUCAUAUCCCAUUGGCGUCAGCAGAAGGCCAGUGCAUAUGGUAUGGCGUGUGUACAAAUAAGACUGACUUCAAGCAGAGAUACUGCCCGUACAAUGGGCCUGCGAAGCCGAUUGAUGAGGGCGGUCGGACGAUACUCGAGAAGUAUUGCCCGGACAUCGCCGCUGGCGGGCUGACGUGCUGCAACGCCGACCAGCUCCGAAUCCUGGAGAAGAACAUCGCCAACGCGGGCAUGCUGUUGCGCUGCCCCACUUGUAUGGAGAACUUCCUGAAGCACAUCUGUGGCAUGACCUGUGCGCCGGAUCAGAGCAACUUCUUGAAGCCGGUCAAGAUUGAACCUUAUCCAGGUGGAGCAGAAUCCCGGCAAAUAAUCACAGAGAUCGAUUAUCACCUUGGCGCGACUUACAUGAAUACAACCUACACGUCAUGCUCGCAAGUGCAAAUGCCGUCCACCAACCAAGUGGUGAUGGACAUAAUGUGCGGCUCCUACGGCUCGACCUUCUGCACGCCGCAGCGCUGGUUCGACUUCAUGGGAGACGCAGAAGUGCCUCUGGUGCCGUUCCAGAUCAACUACAAGAGCGGAGACGAGCCGAGCGAUGGCUUCAUACCUUAUAACCCGGAGACACAUCCCUGCAAUGUUGGCAGCAAGGGUCAACCAGGCUGUUCCUGCUUCGACUGCGCGGCAUCUUGCCCAGCGCCGCCGACGCCGCCGCCGCCACCGCGUCCCUUCAGUAUCCACGGCGCGAUUAGGCUUCAAAUGUCUUCAACGCAAAUUAUGUCUUAG
Molecule: messenger RNA, 1002 nt
Organism: Ostrinia furnacalis (Asian corn borer)
Lineage: Eukaryota; Metazoa; Arthropoda; Insecta; Lepidoptera; Crambidae
Product: NPC intracellular cholesterol transporter 1-like
Exons: 7
Coding region: 145-1002 (285 amino acids)
Biological process (GO): intestinal cholesterol absorption; sterol transport; cholesterol homeostasis
Cellular component (GO): plasma membrane
Molecular function (GO): cholesterol binding
Source: RefSeq, a predicted model, not a curated record